AUGAUGAGAUCUCUUUCCUUGGUAAGCCUUCUACGUCGAUAUGACAUUCGAUACGAUCCCAAAUCUCACCGACUCCGCUGCCAAGGUCACAUUAUCAACCUUGCCGCCAAAGCUUUCCUCUUCGUUACCGAUAAUGAGAAGCUCAAAGACGACGAACGGUCCCUUGGCAAGCUCCACAACUUCGUGGUUUUCGUCCAAAGUAGUGUUCAGCGUCGCCAAAAGUUUCUGGCCAUCAGCCAUAAUCGCAAGCUUGCGCGAGAUAAUGACACGAGGUGGAGUUCGUGGGAUAUUUCAACAAAUGGGUGGAAGGAGAUUGUGCCGGAGACGAGCUCUCCCGAGGAGUGGGUCAUCCUCGAGAAGAUCAAGUCUUUCUUGGAGAAGCUUAAAAUGACGACAAAGGCCCUUGAGUCAUCGUUUGCAACUCUUGACAAUGUUCUCUUGGCUAUGGACUUCGUAUUGGCGCAAUUCGAAGCAGGAAAAGAGGCACAUAUCGACGAUCCGAUUAUGGCACCAAUGUAUAACUCGGGCUGGGCGAAGAUGGAUAAGUACUAUUGUCUUACUGACGAAUCGCCUGCCUACGUCGCUGCGAUUGUGCUUCACCCUUCGCAUAAAUGGCACUACAUACACGAAAACUGGAAGAAGGAGUGGGCUGACUCGUCAAAGAAGCUGAUGGAGACACUGUGGGAUGAUUAUAAACCUGUGGAGCCGCCUUCUCUAUCUGAGGUUCCGUUGACGACCACGAACGAGUUCUUGAAUUGGAGAAACAAGCACCUACAACCAGCACUUAUCACAGACGAGUACGAGCGAUAUUGUCCAAACCCCUACGGAAGAGGAUUGCACGACCUCAACAAGCGGCUUCAAUGGCAGAAAGACCACCAGCAGCGAGGCCUAACGUAUAUCCCUAUUGACCUCGCCAAUGCCAAGCUUAUCAUCUUUACCGACGGUUCCUUUGCGAACAAUAAGGACCUAUCGUCACAGCUAGGCUUCGUCAUUGCCCUAGGCAAUGUCCUCCAUUGGAGCUCAACGAAGUGUAAGAGGGUCACCCGAAGCGUGCUAGCAUCAGAGAUCUACGGCAUGGUCAACGGAUUCGAUAUUGGGAUAUCACUAGCAACGACGAUACGGAAGAUCACAGACCAAUAG
Messenger RNA from Hirsutella rhossiliensis, 1140 nucleotides. RefSeq names its product transposase-like protein. The transcript is spliced from 6 exons. The record is from RefSeq and is a predicted model, not a curated record. The coding region runs from base 1 to 1140 and encodes 379 amino acids. NCBI's taxonomy places the organism in Eukaryota, Fungi, Ascomycota, Sordariomycetes, Hypocreales, Ophiocordycipitaceae.